Molecule: messenger RNA, 1938 nt
Organism: Fonsecaea nubica
Lineage: Eukaryota; Fungi; Ascomycota; Eurotiomycetes; Chaetothyriales; Herpotrichiellaceae
Exons: 2
Coding region: 1-1938 (645 amino acids)
Source: RefSeq, a predicted model, not a curated record
AUGGCCCCCACCGUGGCCAAUGGCGAGGUCGAUUUUAACCCAGAGGCUCUACAGCAGAAAUACAACGCCGAGCGAGACAAGCGUCUGCACAAUGGAGGUCCGACUCAGUUCCGACACAGUCGUCCCAAGGACCUGAACGACAUGUUGAAAGAUCCGUACGUGUCGCCAGGUUUCAAGCGUGACCCAGUUAAGGCCGUCUAUGAUGUCCUCAUCGUCGGUGCCGGCUACACGGGCAUUCAGGUCGCGGCUCGGCUAAUGACCAAGGGAUAUACGAAUAUUUGUGUCGUCGAGAAGGGCGGUGAUGUGGGGGGCACAUGGUAUUGGAACCGAUACCCAGGCAUUCAGUGUGACAUCGACGCCUACAUUUACAUGCCGCUCCUGGAGGAAAUGGGCACCAUCCCGACCCGCAAGUACGUCUCGGGCAAAGAACUGUACGAGCACGCACGGAACAUUGCCAGGAAGUACGGCAUCAACGAACGGUCCUUAUUCCAGACCGAGGUGACGAAAAUGACGUGGCUCGAUGAUGAGCGUCUGUGGAAGAUCGAGACGGACCGUGGCGACGACAUCCGGGCCAGAUGGGUGUUACCCGCCCAUGGCCCUCUACACACUCCCAAAUUCCCAGGCAUUCCGGGUAUCGACACUUUCCAGGGUAAGAGCUUCCAUAGCUGUCGUUGGGACUAUAGCUAUACUGGCGGUAGCCCCGAAGAUCCUCGGCUCGUCGGGCUGGGGGAUAAACGCGUAGGGAUCAUCGGCACCGGGGCGACGGGGGUUCAGAUUGUGCCUCGCGUGGCCGAGUGGGCUAAACACUUGUACGUCUUCCAACGGACGCCGUCGUCUGUGGACGCACGGAACAACAAGGACACGGACUCCAAGUGGGCGUCGGAUCUACAACCGGGGUGGCAGCGAGAGCGGAUGGAGAACUUCACCACCAUCAUCAACGGGGGCGCCACGGAGAUUGAUCUGGUCGACGACGGGUGGACGGACGCGGUGCGAUCGACCCCGGGGUUCUUCGGCACGGGCAGCGACGACGUGGACAAUAACGCCGUCGCCGAGAGACUCAAGCUCGCCGACUUCAAGAAGAUGGAGUAUAUCCGGCGCCGGGUCGAGCAGAUCGUGCACGACGCCACCACGGCCGAGAAGCUGAAACCUUACUACCAGCAGUUCUGCAAGCGACCGUGCUUCCACGACGACUACCUACAGGCCUUCAACCGGGAGAACGUGACGCUGGUGGACACGGACGGUCGGGGCGUGGAAGCCGUCACCCCGAAAGGGAUGGUGGUCAACGGCGGCCAGGAGAUCGAACUGGACUGCAUCAUCUACGCGACCGGGUUCGACUUUGGCGGCGACUUUAGCGAGGACAACGGCAAAGUGUUUGGUCGCCACGGCCUCAGUCUGUCGGAGAAAUGGUCCGACAAGAACGGUGGGCCCUCGACCUUCCAGGGCUGGGCCAUCCACGGGUUCCCCAACAUGUUCAUUCUGGGCCCGACACAGUCGGCCCCGAACCCGAACUGGACGCACAGCAUGAUGGAGAUGGGCACGCAUUUUAUCUACGUCCUGGACGAGUGUCAGCGACGGGGCAUCGAGGUUCUCGAGGUCAGCCCCGAGGCCGAGCGGAGCUGGGUCGAUCACGUCUUGCUCAAGAGCCAGGCCCGCAAGGACUUCCUCAUGCAGUGCACCCCUGGUUACUACAACAACGAGGGUGUCGUCGACGAGAAGACGCUGCGUGCGCAGCCCUACGGUGGUGGCGGGCUCGAGUUCAACGCCAUCCUGGCCGAGUGGAGGCGGCGGAAUGAGCUCGAGGGGUUCCUGAUCCAGCCCGCGGGAAAAAUCGCCUUGGAAGCCACGAAGCCUUUGUCCAACGGGCUGAAUGGGUCGUCCAAUGGAGAAGACAAGACGAGCACCGAGGUCGCGCAGAGUCGGCCUUUGGAGCUGCUAUAG